AUGCCACGCCCAACUCCCACAGCGGCGGGGGCGCUGCUGCCUGAGGGGAACCAAUUUGCUGCUGCUGCUGCUGCUGCUGCUGCUGCUGCUACUCCGGCGUGCUGCAGCAGCCGCAACUGCAGCAGCACGUGUAGAGACGCCGCGGGCGGCAGCAGCAGCACGUGCUGCAUCCAUUCGCAGCAAAUGCUGCAGCAGCAGCGGCAGCACCGGCGGGCGCCGAAGGCAGCAGCAGCAGCAGCUGCUGUCUGCUGCAGUGCCGCUCGCCAUAGGCAGCACAAGCAGCAGCAGCAGCAGCAGCAGCAGCAGCAGUGUCGUGUUGCAGCCGUCGGAGGUGCUGCUGCUACUCUUGCUGCAAUGGACCCCGCAGCAGGAACAGACACGCAGCUGAUUGCUGCUGCCGUCGCCCGCGUGCUGCACCUACAGCGACAGCAGCAGCAGCAGCAGCAGCAGCAGCAGCAAGUGAAUGCAGCUAUGCCGCUGUCUCUCCUCGCGUCCCAAAUGGAAUCUUUGCUGCUGCAGCACGGCAUCCCCCCCUCAUCUGGUCGCGGGUCGCUGCUGCAGCACCUGCUGCUGCAGCAAUGGCCUGUGCUGCAGCAGCAGCUGCAGCAGCAGCAACUGCAGCAGCAGCAACUGCAGCAGCAGCAACUGCAGCAGCAGAACACGCUGCACCCACCAGCAGCACAGGAGCAGCAGCAGGAAAGGUCAGCCGCCCCCCGCCUUACCUUAGAAAUUGUCGCAUACCAUCCGCAGCAACAGCAGCAGCAGCAGCGCCUGCAGCAGCAGCAGCAGCAGCAGCAGCAGGGUCUGUAUCUGCUUGAGAAGGCCUGUGAUCGUGCUCUGCGGCGGCAGGCCGUGGAUGUGCUGCAGCAGUGGCAGCAAGCAGCAGCAGCAGCAGCUGCUGCUGCUGCUGUUGCUGCAGAAGCACGAAGCGUGCUGCAGUGUUGGGUAGCAGCAGCAGCAGCAGCAGCAGCUCGCCGACAAGAGCAGCAGCAGCAGCAGCAAAAGAAGGAAGCAGCACUGCUUCGUCUCUGUCGUUUUAUUUGGAGGCUGGCGAUGAGAGGGGCGCUGCAGCAGCUGCAGCAGCAGCUGCUGCUGCUGCAGCACUCGCGCAGCAGCAGCAGCAGCAGCAGACUUAAGGAGGAAGCUUUUAGGGCUUGGCUUUGCUGCUACCUGCCGCAGCAGCGACGCCUGAAGCAGCUCGGUGCUGUUGCUGCUGCAGUACGACAGCAGCAGCAGCAGCAACAGCAGCAGCAGACGUGGCUUAUGUGGAGGCAGCAGCAGCAGCAGCACAGCGACAGCAACGCUCUGCGCCUUCGCCUGUUCACUGCGGUGCAGCAGCAGCGGCUGCAGCAGCAGGUGCUGCUGGUGCUGCAGCAGCACCGCUUGCAGCAGAAGCAACUGCGUGCUGCAGCAGCAGCAGCACAACGGCGUGUCUCUCUGCUGCUGCUGCAUGCAGCAAUGAGGGAUUGGCGUGCUGCUGCAGCAGAAAGCAGAGAAGAAGCUGCUGCUGCUGCCCCCCAGCGGAGCGCAGCAGCGACGCUGGCCGUUGUGCGUUUCGUGGCGUUGCAUGCACAGCAGCAGCAGCAGCAACAGCAGCAGCAGCAGCAGCAGCAGCAGCGGACGCUGGCCCACGCUGUGCAGCAGCUCAGCAGCAGCAGACAGUCACCGCCUUUUCCUCCUUUUGUUUCUCUGCUGCUGUCUUCCGUGCCCCUGGAGCUGCCUAUACACCCCAAACGAAUGCUGCAGAACGCCCCUCUUAUUGCCGAUACACUCAAAGCAGAGUUUCUGCGUAUUUCCUUCCGUUCAUGGCGUCAGUGGGCUGCUGCUGCAGCUGCAUUUCGGCAGCAGCAGCAGCAGCGUUUGCUGCGGCUUGCAUUUGAGGGGAUGAUGGUUGUUGCUGCGCGGCAGCAGCAACUGCAGCAGCAGCAGCUAGCAGCAGCAGCAAUCAGCAGCAAACUGCUGCUGCAGUCCGCCUGGAGACUGUGGCAGCAGCGCUGUCUUCGCUACUCUUCCUUCCGGCAGAGAUGUCACGCCUUGCUGCAGCAGAAGCACCGCCGUGCUGCUGCCUGCAAGGAGGCCUCCACCCUACUGCAGCAGAAGCAUUUGCUGCGCCGUGCAUUCUUCUCCCUGAGAAUGAACGUCGAGGAGGAGAAGAAGCUGCGAGAGGCGCGGCGUGUUUGUCAGCUGCUGCAGCAGCGGCAGCUGCUGCGGCUGUGGUGGACUGUUGCUGCUUCUGCUGCUGCGCUGCAGCAGAUGGCUGUGCUGCUGCAGCAGCGGCGAGAGAAGCAGCAGCUGGGUUUCCUUUUUGCUGCUUGGCGGGCAGCAGAAGGCCGACGGAAGCUGCUGCGGCAGCAACAGCUCUUGCUGCAGCAGCAGCAGCAGCAACUGCUGCUGCAGCACGUCAUGCAUGUGUGGAAGCAGCGGCUGCAGCAACGCAGACAAGCAGCAACAGCAGCAGCAACAGUUGCUGCUGUCUGCAGCCGCAUGCUGCUGCGCUGCGGCUGGCAGGCAUGGAAGCAAGCUGAGAGGCUGCAGCAGCAAGAAGCAGCACUGCAGCAGCAGCAGCAGCAGCACAGCAAGCGGCAGGUGCUAGACGCUUGGAUGUCUCUUCUGGUGUCAGUCAGGCUGCGGGUCUUGCAUGCGCGAGGGUUUGUGCUGCAAGCGGUGCUGCUGCGGCUGCUGAAUGCGUGGAGGCGGCGGGCAGCAGCUCGACGCAGCAGUUUGCUGCUGCAGCAGCAGCAGGAGAAGGGGCGACUUGCUGCUGCUUUCACAGGCUGGCAGCAGCAGCAGCAGCAACAGCAGCAAAGGAAGCUUCGGUUGCAGCAGGGCCUCGAGUUGCUGCAGCAGCAGCAGCAGAAGAGGCUCCGUGCUGCGAUUCACCGCAUGCAAGAAGCAGCAGCACGCAGUCCGCUGGAGCAGCAGGCAGCAGCAGCGCUGCAGCGGCGGCAGCAGCAGCAGCUGCUGCAGCAGACAUGGAGACGGUGGCAGCAAGCUUCUCACAAGCAGCAGCUGCUGCUGCGUCUGGGGGCCCUUGCUGCUCGGUGCAAGGCUCGGCUCGCGCUGCAGCAGCUGCGCAUGCAUGCUGCUGCUGAGGCAGCACUGCAGCAAAGCAUUCUCCCCUUCUGUCAGAGCAGCAGCAAACUGCUGCUGCGCCGCUGCUUGCUGCAGUGGGCUGCUGCUGCAGCGCGACAGCAGCAGAUGCAGCAAGCAGCAGCCAAAGUCGUGCUGCUGCUGCAGCAGAAGCAUCAGACAGCCCUGAGAAGACAAUUCACUGCGUGGUGGGUCCUGCAGCAGCAGCAGCAGCAGCAGCAGCAGCAACAGCAGCAGCAGCAGCAGCAAGAUUUCCUGCUGCUGCACAAAAAGCAGCAGCAGCAGUACCCGGUCGCUGCAGCAGCGGAUGCUUUGUUGCGUUCCCUCGUAGUUCUGUGA
Messenger RNA from Eimeria mitis, 3429 nucleotides. RefSeq lists its product as uncharacterized. Lineage: Eukaryota; Apicomplexa; Conoidasida; Eucoccidiorida; Eimeriidae. The transcript has 6 exons. The record is from RefSeq and is a predicted model, not a curated record. Bases 1 to 3429 code for a protein of 1142 amino acids.